CUUAGCAUAUUUUGAAAGUCAAGUUGCGGUCACACUGGACGUAAGUAACUCCAAAUGGGUGCGUUGUUUGGAAAAUCAAGUAAAAAAACGGCUCCAAGCCGAAUUACGGAGCAGGACAAAGCCGUACUGCAACUGAAGCAACAGCGGGACCGACUGAAGCAGUAUCAAAAACGCAUUGAGCUGCAGCUAGAGAAUGACAGACAACUGGCCAAGAAGUGUCUACAGCAGGGCCGCAAAGAUCGGGCCAAGCUGUUACUCCGCAAGAAGAAGUACCAGGAAAGUUUGCUGACAAAUGCUGAUAAGCAGCUUGAGAACCUGGAAAAAUUGGCCGCCGAUCUCGAGUUUGCCCAGGUGGAGAUGAAGGUGCUGGAUGGCCUGAAGCAAGGCAAUGCAGCGCUGAAAAAGGUGCACGACAUGCUCGACAUCAACGAGGUGGAAAAGAUCAUGGACGAGACCCGCGAAGGAAUCGAAAAGCAGCAAGAAAUCGAUGCCAUAUUGACGGAUGUGUUGACCACAGAGGACGAGGAAGACGUACUCGCCGAGCUGGAUGCCCUCGAGGCCGAGGAGCAAGCUGUGAACUUGCCCAGCGUGCCAAGCGAAGAGUUGCCAGCGGCAGCUGAAGAGGAAGCCGAUGAAGAGGAAAAGGAGCAAACCAAAGCAACGAAAACAGCGUCAAGCAACGCAAAGAAAGUGCUUGUCGAGGCCUAA
Drosophila nasuta is the source of this 708-nucleotide messenger RNA. It is a transcript of the gene Vps20, whose product is annotated as vacuolar protein sorting 20. Lineage: Eukaryota; Metazoa; Arthropoda; Insecta; Diptera; Drosophilidae. Gene Ontology annotation, biological process: vesicle budding from membrane; late endosome to vacuole transport via multivesicular body sorting pathway. Bases 55 to 708 code for a protein of 217 amino acids. The record is from RefSeq and is a predicted model, not a curated record. Gene Ontology annotation, cellular component: ESCRT III complex; multivesicular body. The transcript is spliced from 3 exons.